CCAACAUGUCGGCCUACACAAAUGGACACACACACCAGUCGGAGCGGAUAGCUCACACCGAAGAGAAGCACCUCCCAGGAGGAUGGGUGGUCCUCAAGUUCGGCGGUACAAGCGUCGGCAAGUUUCCGGGGAAUAUAGCCGACAUCGUCAAAGCUGGCGUUGAGAAAAACCGUGCCGCUAUAGUCUGCUCCGCGCGCAGCAACAACACAAAGCUCGAGGGAACUACCAACCGCCUACUUCGUGCCGCUCGAGCUGCCGAGAGACCCAACCACCGCGGCUAUGACGAAAUCGUCGAAGCCAUCCGUGCCGACCACAUCCAGGCGGGCCAGGAUAUCUUGAAGAACCCGGAAAUUCUGGCUUCUUACACAGAAGAGGUCAAUGCCGAGUGCGAGAGCCUGACCAAGAUCUUGGAGGCCGCUCAGCACUUGGAGGAAGUCACCAGCCGUGUCGAGGACAAGAUCAUCAGCAAAGGCGAGAAACUAAGCUGUCGCUACAUGGCCGCACUGCUCAACGACCGCGGCACACCCGCCCAAUUUGUCGAUCUUAGCGACAUCAUCAAGCCCAACGUGCCUAUCAAGGGAGGACUCCAGGAAAAGUUUUACAAGGACCUGGCUGCAGACCUCGCCAAGGAAGUGGAAGCUUGUGGUGACAAGGUCCCGGUUAUUACGGGCUUCUUUGGCAAUGUUCCGGGUGGCCUCUUGACCUCUAUUGGACGUGGCUACACGGAUCUAUGUGCUGCCUUGGUUGCCGUUGGUAUUCAGGCGAAUGAGCUCCAGGUCUGGAAAGAGGUGGAUGGUAUCUUCACUGCAGACCCGCGCAAAGUGCCCACGGCUGCACUGCUCGCGACCGUCACUCCUGCAGAAGCUGCCGAGUUGACAUUCUACGGGUCCGAGGUCAUUCAUCCCUUCACCAUGGAGCAGGUCAUUCGCGCCCGCAUUCCCAUUCGCAUUAAGAACGUCAUGAAUCCGCGCAACUCCGGAACAGUCAUCUUCCCCGACAACAUGAAAGAUCUCGAUAGCCGUGCACCUUUGCGCGAUACAGCACUCUUCCGCACUCGCUCCUCGAGCCUCCUUACUCGGCUUGAGGGCCCUAAGCGACCCACGGCGGUGACGAUCAAGCACAACAUUGUCGUGCUCAACGUGCAUAGCAACAAGCGCACACGUGCCCAUGGUUUCUUGAUGAAAAUCUUCAACGUGCUCGACAACUGGCACCUGUCCGUUGAUCUCAUCUCUUCAUCCGAGGUCCACGUUUCCAUGGCCUUGCACUCUGAGUCAGCCCUUCUUAGCGGCGGAGGCGAAUAUGAAUACAAGAUCCAGUCCAAGGACCUUCAGGGCGCGGUCAAUGAUCUCAGCGCCCUUGGCGCCAUCGACAUCGUGCCUGACAUGGCUAUUGUGAGUUUGGUGGGAAAGCAGCUCAAGAACAUGCUUGGUAUCUCUGGUAGAUUCUUCAGCGUCUUGGGCGAAAACAACAUCAACAUCGAAAUGAUCUCGCAAGGCGCCAGUGAGAUUAACAUAUCUUGCGUCAUUGACGAGCGCGAAGCUGAUCGCGCUCUCAAUGUUGUACAUACCAACCUUUUCACUUUCUUAGACUAGACAUCCCAUCUGC
Molecule: messenger RNA, 1605 nt
Organism: Exserohilum turcica Et28A
Lineage: Eukaryota; Fungi; Ascomycota; Dothideomycetes; Pleosporales; Pleosporaceae
Exons: 3
Coding region: 6-1592 (528 amino acids)
Biological process (GO): amino acid biosynthetic process
Molecular function (GO): aspartate kinase activity
Source: RefSeq, a predicted model, not a curated record